Molecule: messenger RNA, 2188 nt
Organism: Nerophis ophidion (straightnose pipefish)
Lineage: Eukaryota; Metazoa; Chordata; Actinopteri; Syngnathiformes; Syngnathidae
Gene: nmbr
Product: neuromedin B receptor
Exons: 5
Coding region: 61-1188 (375 amino acids)
Biological process (GO): G protein-coupled receptor signaling pathway
Cellular component (GO): membrane
Molecular function (GO): G protein-coupled peptide receptor activity
Source: RefSeq, a predicted model, not a curated record
GCAUUUACGCGCGCAUAUUUUCGCGUCUGCGGUGUCUCGGCAGGAGCUUCCGACGCAGCGAUGGACGAUGACUUUCCGUCCGUACUUCCGAUGGAGGUUCUAGGGUCCAACUGGAGCCAGGCGUCGUCGGACGAUGGGGAGACAAGCGCGUACGUUGCCGUGCGUUGCGUCAUGGCCUCGGCAUACACGCUGAUCAUCGCUGUGGGUCUUGUGGGCAACGUGACCCUCAUGAAGAUCUUCAUCAGCACCGCGGCCAUGAGGAGUGUGCCCAACAUCUUCAUCAGCAGUUUGGCGGCAGGAGACCUCCUGCUGAUCCUCACCUGCGUGCCGGUAGACGCCUUCCGGUUCUUCUCUCACCAAUGGAUCCUCGGAGAGGUCGCGUGCAAGCUCAUACCCGCAAUACAGCUCACCUCCGUUGGCGUGUCCGUCUUCACGCUCACCGCCCUCAGCGCCGACAGGUACAAGGCCAUCGUAAAGCCCAUGGACAUCCAUACAUCUGGCGCUGUUUUGUGGACAUGCGUAAAGGCCGCGUCCAUCUGGCUGCUGUCCAUCCUGAUGGCCAUCCCCGAGGCCGUCUUCUCCGAAGUUCAAAGGGACAGUGAAAACAUUACCUUCGUCAACUGCGUCCCGUACCCACUGUCCAACCGGACGCAUCCUAAGGUCCAUUCAGUGAUGAUCUUCCUGGUUUACUUCCUGUUCCCGCUGGCCGUCAUCUCCGUGUAUUACUACCACAUUGCUCGCACGCUCACACGCAGUGCACACAACAUGCCCGGAGAGCUCAGUGAGCACACCAAGAAACAGAUGGAGACCAGGAAGCGUCUGGCUAAAAUCGUGUUGGUCUUCGUGGGUUUGUUCGCCCUCUGCUGGCUGCCCAACCAUGUGCUCUACAUGUACCGCUCCUUCCACUACCAGCAGAUGGAUGUUUCAUUAGCCCACCUGCUCGUCACGCUGCUAGCACGCAUUCUCAGCUUCUCCUCGUCCUGCGUCAACCCCUUCGCACUCUACCUGCUCAGCGACAGCUUUCGCCGCCACUUCAACAGUCAGCUGCGAUGCGGUCACCGCCCUCGCGCACAGCGCCAGGCCAGCUACCUGCACAGCACCUCUCAUAUUCGGCUCACCUCCAUCAAGAAGGCCACACCCAGUUCCGCUGCCAACGGCGCCAGCGACAGGCCAGAAAUAACCAUGUGAUGACUUCCACCUGGACAGGAAGUCCCCUACUAGCUGCAAGUAGCAUACGCCAGUCUGACAGUAUGUCACCCAUGAGUCGAUACUGUCCCUCAUGAGUAUAACGAUGAUGUCAUUCAUGAAGUUGAUGAUGUUACUGUCUUUCAACAACAUCACGGUCAGAGAUUUCCUGAAACCUGGAGAAGCUGCUAUGUUAGCUCGUUAGUUUAGCACGCUUUCCAUGCUGAUGAAGAAAUAUGGCGGCACCCAGCGACAUCAUCAAUGUGAUCGCCCUGUCUCCAUGGACCCUUCCUAUUGCCAUCAUCAUUCAUGAAAAUGAAACUUUCAUGCACUUUAACACGUAGCACUAGCAUAUAGCUCAUGAGAAGCGGCGUGCAGCAACAGGAAGCAAAGGGCCACAGAGGGAGCCAAUUAGAAGCAAUCAGAAAUGUGAUUGCUUUAGGAAAGGCGAUCCCGCCUUACAUUUGCUGUUGUAAAGAAGGAAGUGUGGUGUUCAGCCCAUCCUUGUGGGAUGGAUUGUCGUGAUGGAUAAUAUGCUCCUUCUACAUCAAUCACUUCCUGUUGGCAUCUUUAAGCUUCCUCUUACACCUUGAAUACAUCCUCAUUAUUGACAUCAUCAUCAUUAUCUUUAACAUCAUGAACAAUGACAUCUUUAAUCAGACGAUAUCAUCAUUGGUGAAAUCCUUCCAUCCAUCCAUUUUCUACCGCUUAUUCCCUUCGGGGUCGCGGGGGACGCUGGAGCCUAUCUUAGCUACAAUCGGGCGGAAGGCGAGGUACACACUGGGCAAGUCGCCCCCUCAUCGCAGGGCCAAAACAGAUAGACAGACAACAUUCACACUCAAAUUCACACACUAGGGCCAAAUCAUCGACAUAGUAAUCAUUAAUGACAUCAAUAUCAAUGACAUAAUCAUCAUCAUUAGCGACACCAUCAUCAAUGACAUCAUCGUCAAUGACAUCAUCAUCAUCAGUGUAGAAAGUACAGUUGUGUUGAAAAAAAGAUGAC